Messenger RNA from Colletotrichum paranaense, 825 nucleotides. RefSeq lists its product as uncharacterized. The transcript is spliced from 2 exons. The coding region runs from base 1 to 825 and encodes 274 amino acids. The record is from RefSeq and is a predicted model, not a curated record. NCBI's taxonomy places the organism in Eukaryota, Fungi, Ascomycota, Sordariomycetes, Glomerellales, Glomerellaceae.
AUGUACGCUGGGCUUUUCAUCUGCACCCUGAAUCUAUUUCAGAGUGCUCCUUGGUCCAUCCACCUCGAGCUCAUGACAACAGUCUACGGUCUCAACAAAGACCUCCACAACUCACCUGUUCUAUCCGAACCUGAAGCGCGGUUUGCCUUAGAGCUAAUGGGUCUCAUGGACAUGCCGACCUUUGUUCGCGGUCGCUCAACUUUGUCGUUGGGAAUCUGGAAAAGAUUGCGGGUUGCACAAGGAUCAAUAGGUAUGAAAAGGGGCGGCAUUCAAUCUGUUUCAAGCCUCCCAAGAUCCUUGCUCGAUAUUUUUGCGAAUAUUCAGGACGAAGAUUCUGACACAUAUUUCUUGCAAUGGUUUGGAGAAACGGGGGAGAUACCGCAGAUCCAUCUGUGGGAGGCGUACCGUCUAGCAGGUAUUCUGACUGGUCGACGACUACGCAUCCGUGCAAACACAGUCAUUACGGCAGCUGCAUCAACAUCAUGCCCUGCCACUCCUUCUGCCGAGGUACUAUUAGGCCGCUUAGUCGCGUCCAUGGACGCGCUCUGCGAUGCGACCAGCCGGCCUGAAUAUUCACAGCUCCUCACGACUAAUGCACUGCUCUAUCCCUAUGUGGCUGCGCGGCUUGAAGUGGCUAUCUUGCUUCGCCAGCCCACCUGGAUGGAAUCACUCCGGCGAGUAACAGAGAAAUAUCAACCAUACGGCAAGACAGCGAACGCGCGUAACAUUACCGAGAUGCUAGAUGAAGCUUGGGACUCAGGAGAUGAUGCGUAUGAUAUUGAUGAGCAAGCAAGAAGGCGGAAUGUCGAGGUUGCCCUAUUCUGA